This is a messenger RNA of Radiomyces spectabilis, 653 nucleotides long. RefSeq lists its product as uncharacterized. Gene Ontology annotation, molecular function: protein binding. NCBI's taxonomy places the organism in Eukaryota, Fungi, Mucoromycota, Mucoromycetes, Mucorales, Radiomycetaceae. The record is from RefSeq and is a predicted model, not a curated record. Bases 98 to 499 code for a protein of 133 amino acids. The transcript has a single exon.
AGAAAAAAUCCAUCCAGCCGACUUACCGUUUGUGCAUAGAAUCGUGACCAUUUUACCUAACCAGUUUCAUGGCAUCAUUGGUGAUCACGGUGAAGGCAUGCCUAUUGAGCGGAUUAAAUUAUCUCAUGAUAAGAAAUAUCUCCUGAGCUGCGGUCAUGACGAGUCCUUACGCUUCUGGGACGUGGCCCAUUUGUUCGAAGAAGAAGACGACCAAGAGGAGGACGAAACCAAAGAAGAUACAGAAGAUAAAGAGAGCUCUUUGUCUAGCACGGCGUUGCCUGUUGAAGCGGAAAGUAAUGAAAAACAGCCGUCUGACGAGAAGGAAGACAAGAGUGACAAGGAGGACAAGGACGAUGACGGUGACCAAGACAGUUGGGAUGACAGCGACGAUUCGGAACCCAAGAAAUUAUCAAAGAAGAAGCGUAGAAAACAGCAAAAGAAAGCGAUGCAAGAGCAGAAAAAGCCAAAGAAAGCAUCGACCUUUUUUGCCGACCUGUAAAACUUGCCAGCUCAUCCCUUUUCUCCAUCCUCAUUUCUCAUAAUCUUUUUGCUGCGAAAAAAAUAGAACAAGACCAUCGCAUGAUUUUUACCCGUAGUUUUAAUUUUUGAUUUUGCAUUAAAAAAAAAUAGCGCAUUUGUACACAAUAAUCCAU